Molecule: messenger RNA, 3348 nt
Organism: Fusarium odoratissimum NRRL 54006
Lineage: Eukaryota; Fungi; Ascomycota; Sordariomycetes; Hypocreales; Nectriaceae
Exons: 3
Coding region: 406-1065 (219 amino acids)
Biological process (GO): Golgi organization; intracellular protein transport; endoplasmic reticulum to Golgi vesicle-mediated transport
Cellular component (GO): endoplasmic reticulum; Golgi apparatus; endoplasmic reticulum-Golgi intermediate compartment
Source: RefSeq, a predicted model, not a curated record
CGUUUAUUGAUGCUCUUCGUUGAGAUCAAACCGCUGGUGUUUGGUUGACGCGUCAAAAAAUUUGGGGUUGACUCGAAUUAAUUCGGAGCACGGAGUAACUGCUGAGGAUCACAUAGUAGGAUGCGCCGUCUUCGCCCAGGAUCAGAAUCCGGAACGGGUUGCGUUAUCUGCACGUGACAGUGCUAGAUCACCCCCUGGCCCAAAGCCGAUCAUUGAACGUGGCAGCUUCGCGGGCGCCAACGUCGAAGCCAGAGCCAAAGGGGGGAACAGCUACAACAACUUCAAGCAUUGGACUUCGUCACGUUGUUUUUUUGUUCCAAUCACCGACAUUUUCCUUAAAGUACCUAACAAUAAACCGACCCGUGCAAUUUCGCCAAGGACAUCAGUGCUGUAGCAGUCGCCAUCAUGAAAUUCCUACUUCCUCUCCUGUCGCUCAGCGCCGCUGCGAAUGCGCUGCAUUUCUUCAUCGACGGCACAACCCCCAGAUGCUUUUACGAGGAGUUGCCCAAGGAUACACUUGUCGUUGGACAUUACACUGCUGAGGAGUGGGAUGACCGAGUAUCAGCUUGGGUAAAGCAUGACGGUAUCAGCAUCUACAUCAACGUCGACGAAAUAUUCGACAACGAUCAUCGUGUUGUUUCUCAGCGCGGCGCUGCUUCUGGCCGCUUUACAUUCUCCGCCGCCGAUGCUGGCGACCACAAGAUCUGCUUCACCCCUUCGUCCAGCUCUGGCCGCACUUCGUGGCUCUCCGCCAAGAACCCAAAUGGCGGCAUCAAGUUGACUCUCGACUUGGUCAUUGGUGAGACCAACCAAAUCGAGAGCAGCGAUAAGGGAAAGAUCCAGGAUAUCACAUCACGUGUCAAGGACCUCAACGCUCGUCUUGCUGAUAUCCGCAGAGAACAAGUAUUCCAGCGUGAGCGAGAGGCCGAGUUCCGAGAUCAAUCCGAGUCUACAAACGCCCGUGUCAUUCGAUGGAUCAUCAUCCAGCUUAUCGUGCUUGGCAUCACCUGCACCUGGCAGCUUUCCCACCUUCGAUCAUUCUUCAUUAAGCAGAAGCUCACUUAGAGUAAUUGGUCGAUCAAUUUUUGUUUGCGAGUUGAGUCUUAGGCUUCAGUAGUCCAGGAAGAGUCAACAUGUCGUUUAUCGGGUCGGGUGUUGAUGGAUUGCGUACCAGAAAAGGAUAAAAGAGAUCGUUGGGCAUUCAAGCUACGGCGGGGAGGUCAUCUUGCAAUGGCGAUGGCCGUGUAAUGUUACAUGCACAUGAUGAUGGUUAUUAUAUCGUGUACCUAAAUGCAUACUCGAAAAGGUAGAACUGAGGACUGUGAUAAAGAUGGCGACGCCUUUUUCUUUUCCCAUUAUAAAAUUGCCAAAAGAACGACAACUCCCUAUAGUGCUCUAUCUUCGUUUCACAACUAAUCACCAAGCCUGUAAACUUCAAAUUCAUCCCCACGCUAACUGAUCUCUCCAUCUACACCAGGCAAGACUGGGUGCCAUCAGGCACACCGAUGAUAGCUUUCGUCUCGUGAGCGAUUACACAAAGUUAUUAUGGACAGCGUCAUAAGAAAAAAGAGAAGAAACAACCCAAACAAACCCAAAAAUGCUGCCCUGCACCGUCUCCUUGCGCCUUGCUGCGCUGCGCUGAAGAUUAAACGUGGUUUUAGUAUAUUUCGUAAUGGCUUGCCAGACAAGAGAAAGGAGUGCCCUCCGCCGUAGUCCCAAACGAGAUCUGCUUCCGCUUCAAAGGGUGUCAUGCAAGUAUAUCGACUGCUAAGAACGGUUCGUUGGCGGCCAAAGGGCUCUAUAAUGCCCAGAUGAUGGGGUUCGAGUUCGAAAACAGUGCGCUUUUGAAGGUAACCAAGAUGCAUGGGCGAAAGGCCCUGGACUUUGUUUGUGACUCGAACCAACUCGGUCGAGGUAAGCUCUACUGUGCCUAGGCAUCCACCACCUCAUCCAUCUAUAAACAGGACUGAGCUUCAGUUGGGCAUUUCAACCAUCAACCACAACCCGGUUCUGAAUAAAUCGGGCAACCCUCUUGAACCGGAGUCUGUCGACAUAAUACAGAUCCUGAUGCAAAACGCCGCAGCAAUGAAGAAACAAAGAAAAUUCUUAGCUGUAUACCAGAGUACGCUUAACCACAGCAUAGAGUCUUCAUCAACUUCUGGAAGCCACUGGGCUGAGGAUUGGCCUGUUGACCGCUAGCCUGAGCGGGCUGGGUCGCCUGGCCUUGUUGGGACGUCCUCGGCUGCUGAGGCAGGUUCUGGGCACUGUUCUGGAACUGAGCCUGGGUCGAGCCAGUGGGCGUGGCCAUGUCCCGAAGACCCCCAACCCCGCUCCCCCUCUGCGCUGACAAGGCGCCGGGGGCGCUUGGCCGAUCUCUCUGCUUGCCCAUCUGCUUGAUCGGAGACGGAGGAGGGGGUUGCGCGGCGUUUAAACGGCCGACAGUAAGGUUUUGUGCUUGUUGGUGAGAGGUGGUAUUCCCGGGACGGUGGCCGCUGUGCAGCUCCAUCUGAGAGGGGCCAGGCCGCACGUUGGGGUUGUGGAGGUACGCGCCGCUGUGGUUCUUCGAAUCCCAUCCCUUUCCCGAAUCCUUAGAAAUCUUCAUCCAGUCAUACUCGCCAUCCUCAACCUCGCCAGUGUUCUUGAGAGCCUGUGUGAAGAGCUCCCGGAGGUAAUCGUAGUCAGGAGUAUCCUCGAAGCCCAGAUUUCGGACAUACGUCAAAUACUUGGAGAAUUCCUCGGGGAAACCCUCACAGAGAUCCUUGAUAGCAGUUGUCUGCUUCUUCUCGCCAAUCUUCUCAUAUUUCUGCUUGUUGGUGGCCGCCUUCAAUCCCUGCCAAGGAAGACCACCUCGAAGAAAGUACAAGAAGACAUGACCAAGAGCUUCGAGAUCGUCUCGGCGGGACUGCUCACGGCCCAGAUGGGUGUUGAUACUCAUGUAUCGUGCAGUUCCAGAAAGGGACUUUCGCUCGCGGUAUGGGAUAUGUUGCUUCGUCUUCGGGUCACGGUACUGCUUGGCCAUGCCGAAGUCAACCACAUGGAUAACGCUGGAAGCCUUGGUGCCAGGGCGCCCAAUGAGGAAGUUGUCGGGCUUGAUGUCGCGGUAAAUGAGAUUCUUCUCGUGAAUGGUCUGAACCCUCGAAAGCAUUUGCUUGGCAACCAUGACAACCGUCUUAAUGGAGAAUCUUCGGCCACAGUGAUCGAAAAGAUCCUCAAGGGAAGGACCGAGCAAGUCGAUCACGAGAAUGUUGUGGAGACCCUCCUGGCCGAAGUAGUAAACAUUGGGAAUACCAGCUGAAUCUGUAUUAGCACAUGCGAACUGUAUUGUUUGGAAACGGGUCUUCUCACGGC